AUGGUUCCGGCGCCGAAUCCGCGUCUGACAGAACUCUUUGACCAGCUGCGUCAAGAGUACGAGAAUCAAUCUCGAAGCCAUGGCGAGUGUGAGCAUCAAUUGACCGGGCAGCUUCAAGAGAUGGAGAUGAUCCGCCAGCGAGUAAGUCAGUUGGAGCAGGCUCAUAUGGAUAUGAAACAAAAAUAUGAAGGCGAAAUUCGCGCUCUGCGAAUGGAGCUAGAGUCUCGCGGUAUCCAUCUCCCGCCCUCACACGUUGGUGGUCCUCCAACCCAUGGUGGUUUGUCUCAGGCGCCGCCCCCUGCCUUAGGCCACGGUCCCAGUAAUCUCUUUGGUGGUAUUAUAACAAACCAAGGUGGCGGGCCCCCUGCUUUGGCCCCUCCCCCUCCUCAGGACCAACAACAGCCUCCUCAGCACUCCAUGCAGCAACCAGCUUCAGGUGCGCAAGGACCGCCCCAGCCACAGCAAGGCGCAUUCGGCGGUUAUCAACCGAAUUCUGGUGUGAAUGGUUAUGGGCCACCACCACCAACUCAAACUUCCUCUCCUGGCCCUGGAAAAGUACGUGCGAACAGAGCACCUCCUGGACCCGCUACACCCCAGCAAAACCAUCCGGUGGCGUAUCCUGACCCUAGAGCAUCUCCACAGAUUCCACAGCCUACUCCCCCCGGCCAACAAGUGCCCUACCGUGUCGGUAAUGCCCUUGGAGAAUUAGAGCCCGACAAGCUUCCCCCGACCCAGAAAAAAGAAGGCAGCGAUUGGUAUGCUGUGUUCAACCCUGAGAUCCCCCGUGUCCUGGAUGUCGAGCUGGUCCACACUCUGUCCCAUAACAGCGUUGUUUGCUGUGUCAAGUUUAGCUCCGAUGGGAAAUAUGUUGCAACAGGUUGCAACCGUUCGGCCCAGAUCUUUGACGUUGCCUCUGGACAACUGGUAACGACCUUGCAAGAUGAAACGGCGAAUAAGGAGGGUGACCUUUAUAUUCGUAGCGUUUGCUUCAGCCCAGAUGGAAAAUGCUUAGCUACUGGUGCUGAAGACAGGCAAAUUCGGGUCUGGGAUAUUGCGAACCGAAAAAUCAGACACAUAUUUGCCGGGCACGAAAAUGACAUUUAUUCCCUCGAUUACUCGCGCAACGGCCGGUAUAUCGCAUCUGGCAGUGGAGACAAGACCGUGCGGAUGUGGGAUGUGUAUGAUGGAAAGCAAGAACUUAUCCUGAGCAUCGAGGACGGCGUAACAACUGUUGCUAUUUCUCCUGAUGGCCGAUACGUCGCUGCUGGGUCUCUCGAUCGAAGCGUAAGGGUAUGGGAUACCACGACUGGCUACCUUGUGGAACGUCUGGAGAGCCCCGAUGGCCACCGAGACAGCGUGUACUCCGUUGCAUUUGCUCCUAACGGCCGAGAUUUGGUCAGCGGUAGUUUAGAUAAGACCAUCAAGAUGUGGGAGUUAACUCCAUCGCGUGGUAUGGCACCUGGCAAUGGUCCAAAGGGUGGAAAAUGCGUUCGUACAUUUGAAGGCCACAAGGACUUCGUCCUAAGUGUUUGCUUCACUCCAGAUGGCCACUGGGUUCUGAGCGGCUCUAAAGAUAGAGGUGUACAAUUCUGGGAUGUGAUGACUGGCCAUGCCCAAAUGAUGCUUCAGGGCCAUAAGAACUCUGUCAUUUCUGUUGCACCCAGCCCAACAGGACAGCUCUUUGCUACUGGCAGCGGUGAUUGCCGUGCUAAAAUCUGGAGCUACGGUCCUUGGGGACGUCGGUAA
Messenger RNA from Ophidiomyces ophidiicola, 1746 nucleotides. It is a transcript of the gene TUP1, whose product is annotated as general transcription repressor. The transcript is spliced from 8 exons. The record is from RefSeq and is a predicted model, not a curated record. Lineage: Eukaryota; Fungi; Ascomycota; Eurotiomycetes; Onygenales; Onygenaceae. Bases 1 to 1746 code for a protein of 581 amino acids. Gene Ontology annotation, molecular function: protein binding.